This is a messenger RNA of Aedes aegypti (yellow fever mosquito), 635 nucleotides long. Its product is annotated as ejaculatory bulb-specific protein 3. The transcript has 2 exons. The record is from RefSeq and is a predicted model, not a curated record. The coding region runs from base 111 to 497 and encodes 128 amino acids. Lineage: Eukaryota; Metazoa; Arthropoda; Insecta; Diptera; Culicidae.
UAAGAACAAACGCUACAUCUGCCACUAUAUAAGGCAGCUGUUUGGUUUGAUAGAAGUAUAGUUCAAAUCUGAUCAGCUCCAAGGAACAAGUUCAAAACAACCAUCCAAAAAUGAAAUUCUUCAUCGUUGCUCUGGCUCUGAUUGCCGUGGCUGCCGCGAGGCCACAGGACGACAAGUACACUACCAAAUACGACAGCAUCGACAUCGAUGAGAUCCUGAAGUCGGACCGUUUGUUCAAGAACUACUUCAACUGCCUGAUGGACACUGGAGCUUGCACGCCAGAAGGUAACGAACUUAAGCGUGUCCUGCCUGAUGCCCUGGAAAACAACUGCUCCAAGUGUAGCGAGAAGCAGCAAACAUCUAGCACCAAGAUCAUCAAAUUCCUGACCGAGAACAAGCCAGAGGAAUGGACCAUGCUGAAGGCAAAGUACGAUCCAGACAACAAAUACGUCGCAAAAUACGUCGCCGAUGCCGACAAGAAAGGAAUCAAGCUGUAAAUUCAUUUAUCGUGUCUGAAAUGUUGAAACAUAUUUACAAAACGCAAAGAUUAUUCACAAACAGAAUCCGUUUUCGAAACAAAACUGACUCUUAUGUAAAUUAGAAACCUUCAAAAUAAACUGUUCCGGAACCCUCAA